Messenger RNA from Nomia melanderi (Alkali bee), 644 nucleotides. RefSeq names its product ribosomal protein S23 (gene RpS23). Gene Ontology annotation, biological process: translation. NCBI's taxonomy places the organism in Eukaryota, Metazoa, Arthropoda, Insecta, Hymenoptera, Halictidae. Gene Ontology annotation, molecular function: structural constituent of ribosome. Gene Ontology annotation, cellular component: ribosome; small ribosomal subunit. The record is from RefSeq and is a predicted model, not a curated record.
AUUCCAUUUCAUCAACGUUACCAUAGAACAUUAAAAAAAAAUAUAGUAACUUAUUACGUAUUUAAUGUAUUUCUAUUUUAAAUCAAGCGCCAAAACUUGAGUGAAUUUAGAUUUCCGUUUAUGGUGGUCAGAUCUCUUCCGGUCGUAUAGUACACCGAGCAAGAUGGGUAAACCUCGUGGUCUUCGUACAGCACGUAAACACGUUAACCAUAGGCGUGAUCAACGGUGGAAUGACAAAGAUUACAAGAAAGCUCACUUGGGAACUAGAUGGAAGGCUAAUCCGUUUGGUGGUGCUUCUCAUGCCAAAGGCAUUGUUUUAGAAAAAGUCGGUGUAGAGGCCAAGCAGCCAAACUCUGCCAUUCGCAAAUGUGUUAGGGUACAACUUAUCAAAAAUGGUAAAAAAAUCACAGCUUUCGUACCCAGAGAUGGUUGUCUGAACAAUAUUGAAGAGAACGAUGAAGUUUUGGUGGCAGGAUUUGGUCGUAAAGGUCAUGCAGUUGGUGACAUUCCAGGAGUUAGAUUUAAAGUUGUAAAAGUUGCUAAUGUUUCUUUACUCGCACUUUACAAAGAAAAGAAAGAACGACCCAGAUCUUAAAACUACUGUCAUGUAUUUCUAAUUACAUCUAUAAAGACUUUUAAAGAAA